CAAAGCAGCGAGGAGGAGGGGGAGGAAGAGGAGGAGGAGGAAGAGCGCUUCCCACAUCUCCAGACAGUCCGGCUUGACGCGCCGAGUCUGACUUUACGCACAAAGCGCGCGCUCGGACUUUGCGGCAAAGACUUAAUGUUGUAUUUAAUUUUUUAAGUUUUAAGACUUUUAUUGGUUCAAACACAUUCGGAGCCGCCACCGGGAAACUUAUUCCGUCUUGCAAACUGAACUCGCGUCUUAUUUUGUGCGUGCGUAAAAAUGAGUGCGCUUUUUUUUUUUUUUUUUUUUGUUGUAGUUGUUGUAAAAAAAUGAGCUGUGCUGAGGGAAAACUCGGCGCGUUUCCAGUCCAAUAAUUGGGAGGACUGCCGACACGGAGCAGAAAGUCACGAUUUAAGCUCCAAAAAAAAAAAAAAGAGGGACGAGCGUCUCCCUCAUCCUAGGGUCUCUGCGCGCCGGAGUGUCCCCGCUGAGCUGAGGCCGGGUGGUGCUGACAUGCUGCCCAAAGUCGAAACGGACUCGCUGCUACUUUCUCGAUCGUAUGGGGAACAGGGACACAUGCCAAGGAACUUGCAAGCCCCUCAAAUAAAAAUGAUGGACUACUCCUAUGACGAAGACCUGGACGAGAUGUGUCCCGUGUGUGGAGACAAGGUGUCGGGGUAUCACUACGGACUCCUCACCUGUGAGAGCUGCAAGGGCUUCUUCAAGCGCACGGUCCAGAACAACAAGCGCUACACAUGUAUAGAGAACCAGAGUUGCCAGAUUGACAAGACCCAGAGGAAGCGCUGCCCGUACUGCCGCUUUCAAAAGUGCCUCAAUGUCGGCAUGAAGCUGGAAGCUGUGCGAGCUGAUCGUAUGCGUGGAGGACGCAACAAGUUUGGCCCAAUGUACAAACGUGACCGGGCCCUAAAGCAACAGAAGAAAGCGCUGAUUCGGGCUAACGGACUGAAAAUCGAGGCCAUGACCCAGGUGAUGCAGGCUGUGCCCACCGACCUCACCAUCUCAUCAGCUAUCCACAACAUCCACUCAGCUCUCUCCAAGGGCCUUCCACUGAGCCACCACACAGGCCACCACACUAGUCACCACCAUCACCACCACCACCAUCAUGCCACCGCCUUACCCCCCACAGACUAUGACCGCAGCCCGUUCGUCACUUCACCCGUCAGCAUGGCAAUGCCGCCGCAUGCAGGUAGCUUGCAGGGCUAUCAAACGGCCUAUGGACACUUCCAAGGCACACGCACCAUCAAGUCCGAGUACCCAGACCCGUACACCAGCUCCCCGGAAUCCAUCAUGGGCUACGCUUACGUCGAUGCCUACCAGUCAGGCUCACCACCCAGUUUCCCCCACCUGAUCGUAGAGCUGCUCAAGUGUGAACCGGACGAGCCCCAGAUUCAAGCAAAGACUGCCUACCUGCAGCAGGAGCAGGCCAGCCGAGGCAAGCACGAGAAGCUCAACACCUUCGGACUCAUGUGCAAGAUGGCCGACCAGACGCUCUUCAUCGUGGAGUGGGCUCGCAGCAGCAUCUUCUUCCGUGAACUCAAGGUCGAUGACCAGAUGAAACUUCUACAGAACUGCUGGAGUGAACUCCUCAUCCUCGACCAUGUCUUUAGGCAGGUGGUACAUGCCAAAGAGGGCUCCAUUUUAUUGGUCACUGGCCAACAGGUAGACUACGCAGUGAUCGCAUCACAGGCCGGGGCCACCCUCAACAAUCUGUUGAGCCACGCCCAGGAGCUGGUGGCCAAACUACGAUCUCUGCAAAUGGACCAACGGGAGUUUGUCUGCCUCAAGUUCCUGGUCCUCUUCAGCCUUGAUGUGAAGAACCUGGAGAACUUCCACCUGGUAGAGAGCGUCCAGGAGCAGGUGAACGCGGCGCUGUUGGACUACGUCAUGUGCAACUACCCGCAGCAAACGGACAAGUUCGGCCAGCUGCUCCUGCGGCUGCCGGAGAUACGAGCCAUCAGCCUGCAGGCCGAGGAAUAUCUUUACUACAAGCACCUGAACGGCGACGUGCCGUGCAACAACCUGCUCAUCGAAAUGCUCCAUGCCAAGAGAGCCUAGGAAGGGGACUGCAUUACCCACAAUGCAGCUGCACGGACACCCGAGGAACGCGGCCUGCUUUUGACUCUGCGAAGAUGGACACAAACUGAUAUUGUGAGCAGGGAAAAACAGGAACACUUGAACCAAACAAAGACGAUUAAUGUUCGCAAAGAUGUAUAAUAUUAUGAGUUGUGUUUGGACAUUUAUCAGUGGGCUGGUACUGUACGGACAAAUGGACAUGCGGUCAAGCAGCGAGGACUUUUUACCUGCCGUCACUGAACUCACCUGCACGGCAGCGGCAGCUUGACCUGACCAAAAACAGGACUGAUAUUAAAAAAAAAAAAAAAGGUCCACAUUGAACAAAAAUGGUAACAAGUUCAAGAAGAAGAAAAUAACGUUCUUGUUAUAGAAAGUCCUCAUGUUCACGUGCGCGUCCCAUUUUAAGCAAUGUACCUCAGAAAGUCCUGUGUUAAAUAAAUUCAUUUCAUAAUAUCAGCUUAAAAAAACUUGUAUUUAUAAGCAUUUUUUUCCUGCAGAAAUAAAUAACCUUCCUUUUACCAUUUAGUACCAAAAAAAAAAUAAAAAAUGGCCAAAACAAUAUAAUUUUUUGGUUGGGAUUUAGCCUGCCUUUGCCCGCAUAGACCAAAGCCUGCUGCAGAAGGGAAGAAGGAACGUACACAAAUCUUUAGAAUCAGUAUUAUUAAAAAAAAAAAAAAAAAAAAAUUGUGAUGUCACAGUUAUGUGAGUCUUGCCUUAUUUCAUUACCAUGCUAGCUAACCGUGCAGAUGUGAAUGAAAAUAUGUACAAAUAUAUAUAUAGAAAUAAAGUAUUAAUGUUGUACAAUUUGAAAAAAAAAAAAAAAAAAAAAAAGAAUAAUAACAGGUGUUUACAUUCAUGUGGUCAUAUGGGAGACAACUGUGAUGAUGAUGAUGAUGAUGAUGCAUCAAUUGCAAAGCAAUGAUUUCCUAAAAAACAAACAAAAAAAACCAUCAAUGACACGGAGAAAAUCAGCUACUUCUUUUUUUCUUUUUCUUUUUUGCGUGUACAGUGUUUUAGUUUCUUUUUAUUACUUCAAUUAUGUCGUGAGACACUAAAAUCAUGAAGGAAUCACGCAUAAACGUGUCAUUUCCAACUGUGUCUUUUUACGUAUGGCUGUAUCACUUUUUUUGUAGAACUUUUAUUCAAUAUUACUAUUAUUAUUAUUAUUAUUAUUAUUAUUAUUAUUAUUUACAGUGCUUUGACCUUUUUGAUGUACAGAAUGUCACUGGUUACGCUUAAAAAUGAAAAUAAUU
Molecule: messenger RNA, 3326 nt
Organism: Entelurus aequoreus (snake pipefish)
Lineage: Eukaryota; Metazoa; Chordata; Actinopteri; Syngnathiformes; Syngnathidae
Gene: nr5a2
Product: nuclear receptor subfamily 5, group A, member 2
Biological process (GO): tissue development; regulation of transcription by RNA polymerase II; hormone-mediated signaling pathway
Cellular component (GO): RNA polymerase II transcription regulator complex
Molecular function (GO): nuclear receptor activity; zinc ion binding; RNA polymerase II cis-regulatory region sequence-specific DNA binding
Source: RefSeq, a predicted model, not a curated record